This is a messenger RNA of Podarcis muralis (Common wall lizard), 1204 nucleotides long. The record is from RefSeq and is a predicted model, not a curated record. Lineage: Eukaryota; Metazoa; Chordata; Lepidosauria; Squamata; Lacertidae.
CAGUCAAAAACGGACGGCAGCGAAGAGAACAUCUGCUUCCUCAAGGCCUCUCCUCGAAAACACAAGUAGGCCGGUUUCCCCCGCCUCAGGAUGCGAAAGACCCACAUACUCUGUAUCGUGAUUCUUGGGAGUUUCCUGACCAUCGCUGCCUUGCACUGGCAGCUCACCCGCAUGGCGCGCCAGUGGGUGCCCUCGCCCUGUGCCUGCUGCGCCACCUUCCAGCCCCCGCCGCUGGCCAACGCCACCACCCUGAGCGACGGUACCUACACCUACCGCCUCAACCCGGGCAUCUACAAUGACCUCUUCCCACACCUGCAGCAAUAUCGGUGCCGGCAGCUCACCUGCGAGCAGAGCUGGUGCCCGGAGACCUCUGCCGCCCCGCUGCUUCUCCUGGCCAUCAAGUCCCACCCGGGGUCCAGCGCAAGAAGGGCGGCACUGCGGCGCACCUGGGUGCGGCCGCGGGAGAUGGGGGGCUUCCGGAUCCGACAUGUGUUCCUGAUGGCCAUGUCGCCCAACCAGAAGCAGAUGAACCUGGCGACGGAGGAGAACGAGGAGUUCAGGGACAUCCUGUUGUGGGAUUUCAUGGAGUCGCACCACAACCUGUCCCUGAAGGAACGAUGUUUCCUGCAGUGGGUACACAGCAGCUGCCCAGGUGUGGCCUACAUCUUCAAAGGGGACGAUGACCUCUUUGUGAACCUGCCGGCGCUGACCGAGUACCUGGCUCAGACCCCCAACGCCUCCCGCUUCAUCCAUGGGAACAUCCAGCGCCACUCAGCUGUGUUGAGGACAGGGAAGUACGGCGUCUCCACUGCCCUCUACUCGCAGCCAUACUACCCCAACUUUGCCUCCGGUGGGGGCUUCAUAGUGCCCGGCCCCCUGAUCCCUGCCCUACAUCAGGCGUCCCUGGAGCUCCCAGUCUUCCCUCUCGACGACGUCUACAUGGCAUUCCUAACUCUGGCUGCCGGGAUCCCCCACCGCCACGACAAGCGCUUCAAAGUCUGGGGCAUCCCCAAGGACGACAUUGCGUUGUACCGGGACUCCCUGACGGUGCACGGGAGCUCGAUAGAAAGGAUGGAGGAGGUGUGGCAGGAGCUCUGGGUCAGCUGAGUGGCGGCCGCCCGUCUGUGCAUAGCUGUCAACUGUCCCUUAUUUGGCGGGAAAGUCCCUUAUCCCAACGCUGUGUCCUGCUGCUGUCCCUUAUUGA